CAUGAACAUCUAUAAAAACCCCACUUCGAUACAAUCUCACGUUGUCUUUGCUUAUACGCCUCAUAUUAGAUUGAGUCAAACAAAUUAGUCAAAACACUUAUAUCUCUUUUCUUUCCAAGUCAUCUAGGUCUUGUCUUCAUCUUCUGUUCCAAGGUCUCUAAUCAUAUGUGUGAGGGAGAAUCUGUUUAACUCAUUUGGGGUACAGAUCUAUAUUUGACCCACCAGCAUAUAUUCAAACGCGAAUAAUCACAAAAGCUCUAUACUAUAUUAUACAAACAGCAUAUUCAGCCAGAACAUGGAGGUCUUUCAAUGGCUCUUCAAGUUAGGAAAGGAAAUAGGAAAAUCAGAGCCAUUCUCAUCCAAUGGUACUGCUCAUGAAGCCGCUACAACUCUAACAAAUCGCAGAACAAGAAAGUCAUCAACAAGAGGGUCUAAACAUAAAAACCAGAGGAAUUACAGAAGAAUAUGGUUAUGGUGUCAAAAAGAUGUAGCUGACGCUUGUUUCUAUAGCACACUGAAUUUAAAAAGACUUGGCAGCUUGAGAAGAGAACAUUUGUUUCGUGCCAUGGCGAAAAUGAAGGCACAAGUAGGACAAGAAAAAGAAGUACCACUGACAACGUUUGAUCCGAAAAAGGCUAUCAGAGCCUUGGAACCGGAGGAACAUGAAGAAAGCAACAAAGAGAAGGUGAACAGCGAGCAGACAAAAGCUAAAAGUAAGGCCACGCUUUCAAGGAUGAAGGAGCUUAUUAGAUGGGCUGCAGCAGCAAAAUCCGACAAAGCUGCCAAAUUCUUUACCCCUAAGAUAAUGGAGUUUAGAAACCGAAGAAAGUUGAAGACAAUGAAAGAGGCGAAUGAAGAAUCAAAAAGAAUUAGUAGUGCCAGUAUAAGUUUGAGAUGGGAGAGUAGCGAGAGUCGCACAACUUUAUCUUCCUCUGAUCAUAUCUCCAUAGUUUCUGCACCAGCAAUCUUCGAUUCCUUGGGUCCUACGCCACCCUAUCGAUGUAGAUCCAGGAAAGGCAACUGGAUCACUACUGAUUCUGAAUUUGUGGUGUUGGAGUUAUGACAAGAAGAUACAUGUGGAUGGCGACAAUGACAAGUGCAACCAAUUGAUUCCUUCGUCGCAAUAUCAUUUGUGGUUAAUUUAUAAUUAUUUUUGUGUAAUUUCAGUUUAAUUUUAUAUAAUUCAUACUAGAUGAUCGGUUUAUGUGAUGCCUAAAUAUGAGAAACAGAGAAAGUAAAUAAAUGUUUUCAAAUUCUA
Raphanus sativus (radish) is the source of this 1258-nucleotide messenger RNA. RefSeq lists its product as uncharacterized. The record is from RefSeq and is a predicted model, not a curated record. The transcript has 5 exons. Lineage: Eukaryota; Viridiplantae; Streptophyta; Magnoliopsida; Brassicales; Brassicaceae. The coding region runs from base 296 to 1063 and encodes 255 amino acids.